Messenger RNA from Sorex fumeus (smoky shrew), 795 nucleotides. RefSeq names its product KPRP N-terminal and LCE C-terminal like protein (gene KPLCE). Lineage: Eukaryota; Metazoa; Chordata; Mammalia; Eulipotyphla; Soricidae. The transcript has a single exon. The record is from RefSeq and is a predicted model, not a curated record. Bases 1 to 795 code for a protein of 264 amino acids.
AUGUGUGACCAGCAGAAGCAGGCACAGUUCCCUCCAUCUUGCGUGAAAGGUUCAGGAACAGGAGGUGCUCAAACUGUCAAGUGCACGUCUGUGAAAUGCCCGGCUCCAUGUGAGACCCAAACUGUUGUGAAGUGCCCUCCUCCAUGCCCGACUCAGACCUACGUGAAAUGCCCAGCUCCCUGCCAGCCUCAAACCUGUGUGAAGUAUGUAACACCUUGCCAGACGUAUGUGAAGUGCCCAGCUCCGUGCCAGACGACCUAUGUGAAGUGCCCAGCUCCGUGCCAGACAACUUAUGUGAAAUGCCCAGCUCCGUGCCAGACGACAUAUGUGAAGUGCCCAGCUCCAUGCCAGACGACCUACGUGAAGUGCCCAGUGCCCUGCCAGACUCAGACAUGCUAUGUCCAGACUCCUUGCCAGACCUACUAUGUGCAAGCUCCUGGCAGUGGCUCUGUCUCCACGGGUGGAUAUGCGUCUAGUGGCUGCACCCCGGAUCCCUGCUCUGCUCCUUGCUCCACCAGCUACUGCUGCCUGGCUCCGAGGACCUUUGGGGUGAGUCCCCUGAGACGCUGGGUCCAACGACCUCAGGGCUGCAGUUCAGGAUCAUCAGGCUGCUGUGCUUCUUCUGGAUGCUGCAGUUCCGGCGGCUGUGGUUCCGGCGGCUGUGGCUCUGGCGGCUGUGGCUCUGGGUGUUGCAGCUCCGGUUCCUGUGGCUCUGGAUGCUGUUGUCUGGGAAUUAUUCCCAUGAGAUCCAGAGGUCCUGCAUGCUGUGAUCGCGGGGAUGACUGUUGCUGUUAA